Molecule: messenger RNA, 2400 nt
Organism: Salvelinus namaycush (lake trout)
Lineage: Eukaryota; Metazoa; Chordata; Actinopteri; Salmoniformes; Salmonidae
Product: rho GTPase-activating protein 44-like
Exons: 21
Coding region: 1-2400 (799 amino acids)
Biological process (GO): regulation of actin cytoskeleton organization; positive regulation of GTPase activity; modification of dendritic spine
Cellular component (GO): dendritic spine; presynaptic active zone; leading edge membrane
Molecular function (GO): protein binding; GTPase activator activity
Source: RefSeq, a predicted model, not a curated record
AUGGAUGUGGGCUUCCUCACUCCAUCCACAGUUUAUGACUUUGUGGCUGAGAUCUCCCCCAAUGUAAAAGCUGAAAAAACAGAAGUAUUAAGCGAAGACCUUCUACAAGUGGAGAAGCGGCUUGAGCUGGUCAAGCAGGUGUCCCACAGCACCCACAAGAAGCUGACGGCCUGUCUGCAGGGCCAACAGGGGGUGGAUGUGGAGAAGAGAUCUGUCAGGUCGCCCUCGAAAAAGCUACCCCUCACAACACUAGCACAAUGUCUGGUGGAGGGAGCAGCAGUGUUGGGCGACGACUCGCUACUGGGGAAGAUGCUGAAGCUGUGUGGUGAGACACAGGAGAAGAUGGCUCUGGAGCUCAUCCUGUUUGAGUUCACCAUUGAGAGAGACGUGGUGGAACCCCUAUACGAACUGGCAGAGGUGGAAAUCCCCAACAUCCAGAAACAAAGGAAACAUUUAGCAAAACUGGUUUUGGACAUGGACUCGGCACGCACAAGGUUCCACCAGUCCUCCAAGUCUGGUAUGUCCAGCAACGUGCAGCCAGGGGCCAAGGGCGAGCACCUCAGGGAAGAGAUGGAAGAAGCAGCCAAUCGAAUGGAGAUCUGUCGAGAUCAAUUAUCUGCAGACAUGUACAAUUUUGUGGCCAAAGAAAUUGACUAUGCAAGCUACUUUCAGACAUUGAUAGAGGUGCAGGCAGAGUACCACAGGAAGUCGUUAGAGCUCCUCCAGAAUAUUCUGCCUCAGAUCAAAGCCCACCAGGAGACCUGGGUGGAGAGGCCGUGCUAUGGGAAACCCUUAGAGGAGCACCUUGCCCUCAGCGGGCGGGACAUUGCCUUCCCCAUCGAAGCCUGUGUCACCAUGCUGCUGGAGUGUGGCAUGCAGGAAGAGGGCCUGUUCAGAGUAGCGCCCUCGGCCUCCAAACUGAAGAAGCUCAAGGCGUCUCUAGACUGUGGGGUGAUGGACGUACAGGAGUACUCUGCAGACCCUCACGCCAUCGCAGGUGCUUUGAAAUCCUACCUACGGGAACUCCCUGAGCCACUGAUGACCUUUGAACUUUAUGAUGAAUGGAUCCAAGCUUCUAACAUUCAAGACCAGGACAAGAGACUCCAAUCCCUCCUCACAGCCUGCGAGAAACUACCCUUGGCCAAUGGCAACAACUUCAAGUAUUUAAUCAAAUUCCUCGCCAAGUUAGAUGACUACCAGGAUGACAAUAAAAUGACUCCUGGGAAUAUUGCAAUAGUCUUGGGUCCCAACCUGCUGUGGACAACGCAGGAAGGGAGCAUUACAGAGAUGAUGACCACUGUGUCCCUGCAGAUUGUAGGCAUCAUUGAGCCCAUCAUCCAGCACGCUGACUGGUUCUUCCCUGGAGAGAUUGAGUUUAAUGUCACAGGAAACUAUGGCAGCCCGGUCCACACCAACCACAACGCCAACUACAGCUCCAUGCCCUCUCCGGAUAUGGACCAUUCCGAUCGCAAGCACAAUGACCAGAGCCGACGUCCACUCAGUGUGGCCACUGACAAUAUGAUGCUCGAGUUCUAUAAGAAGGAUGGCGUUAGGAAAAUUCAAAGCAUGGGGGUCAGGGUGAUGGACACUUCUUGGGUGUCGCGCAGGGGCUCGUCGUCAGUGCGUAAAACCUCCUCCACGCCCCCGAGUAUGCAGCCCCCCCUCCCUCCCUCAGAUGCUCUCAUACCUGAGCAGGGGGAGCUCUCUGCGUCCCCCUCACCAACCCCUCCUCCCGCUGGCAGCGACCGUGCCAGUACUCUGAUGAACAAGGAGCUCUCUCCAGUGAUUGGACAGAAGGGCUUCCAGGGAACAGCACCCUCUGGUGGGCCAUCACAGCCCUCUUCUGAACAUAGCCCUCACACCCUGAGAAGAGCUAAAAAGCUGGCCCCCAUCCCACCUAAGCACUACUCUCAGUCUGGGGGAAUGUCUGACCAGUCCACAGGUCAGCCCUCUCCAGUCAGCCUGUCCCCCACCCCUCCUAGUACCCCUUCCCCGUAUGGCUUUGGCUACCCUCAGGGCUACGCCACCAUCGGCUCUCCGGGACAGGCCCAGACUGCCACCCUCUCCUCCCCUCCCUCGCUAGCCGGCACCCUCACCAAGGCCAGGCCCACUCCCAAGCCUCCCAGGCAGAGGCCCAGCCUGCCCCCACCGCAGCCCCCCAGCACCCCUGGCUCCAGCCCCCAACCCCUGGAGCACAGUGGUGGCCUGCUGGAUGGAUUGUCUCCUGGGGAGAGCAUGUCCACAGACUCUUUCUGCAACCUGGAUAUCCCCAUCAUCAACGUGGAACUGGAUGGCAUCUUCGAUGAGCCUAAGAUGGUCCCCUACAGGAACUCAGUGGCGGUGGUCCAGCCUACCCCCAAGACAGAGUCAGAGGAAGAGUCUGAGAGCACGAUACUAUGA